GGCUGAUUUCUAAAUCGGAAGCCGGUUUGAUAUAAACAAAUCUUGGAGACAUGGCCAAAACGUUUUCUUUAACCGAGGAGAAGUUAGACGACCUUUUCGUGGAGGAGGUCGUCAGUGUGGUGAAACUGGUGGGCCUGCUGCCUGAUAAAGACCACAUUGCGCCAAUAUGCACCCGAUGGCUUAACAUCUUCCAGCAGUCGACGCCGAAGGAACGCUUUUCCAGAAACUAUAUGCUACUGCUCCUUCAUAAACAACUCAAUGAUCAAAAAACUUUGGGCUAUCCAUUUACGUGGCCGGGCAGUUUUCAGAUGGAUUUGCGCACUCUUCACCAAAUGAGCUUAGAAAUGGUUGAUAAAUUGAAUCCUCCAAGCGGCGAGAAUGUUGCAGACUGCAAAUCUGAUGAAAGUUUGAAUGAGGAGGAACUGUCUUCCUUUAGUUCAUGCGAGAAUAUAGAGGAGGCCAACCGUAGGUUGGUCGAGGAAAACGCUGCACUGUCAAAGGAGUCGAAGGAGCUGCAGUGUCUGAUCGAGAAGUUGCAGUUGAAGCGCGCUGAAGGAGAACAUGCCAUUAAAAGGCAAAAUGAGCAGAUUUACAUGCUGGACAAGGAGAAACAAUAUCUGAAGCGAAUUUUUGCCUGCUCCUCAAUCAACGCCCUAAAACAACUCUGCAAUGGAAAUGAUCCGGCAAUGUUUUUUGACACCUUGUACAGUGUUCUCUGCGAAGACGUAUCCGAUCAUCAGCAGGUGAAGCACUUUAACGAGCACUUCAAAACCUUGCUGCAUGCUCACAUGGAUCACUACCGACGUCAGCAGCGUGCUGUUCUGCUAGAGGAGGCAAGCCAAAGUUUCGACAAUCUGAAAGCUAAAGUGAGCAAGAGAUACAAAAGUGUGUUGGGUAUGAAAUUGGAUGCCGAGAGCCAGGGGCUCACCCUCAGUGCCAUGAGAUAUCUGACCGUCCUGCGGAAACUGUUCCUCGCCACCUUUGAGGGCAAACCGACCACCAAGAAGGCAGUGGUCAAGUUCCUACAGCAAAACUACGAGCUUAUGACCGAGAUGUUGUAGGGUAGGAUUU
This is a messenger RNA of Drosophila teissieri, 1071 nucleotides long. RefSeq lists its product as uncharacterized. The record is from RefSeq and is a predicted model, not a curated record. The coding region runs from base 51 to 1061 and encodes 336 amino acids. NCBI's taxonomy places the organism in Eukaryota, Metazoa, Arthropoda, Insecta, Diptera, Drosophilidae. The transcript has a single exon.